Messenger RNA from Perognathus longimembris pacificus (Pacific pocket mouse), 12107 nucleotides. It is a transcript of the gene Cmya5, whose product is annotated as cardiomyopathy associated 5. Gene Ontology annotation, molecular function: protein binding. NCBI's taxonomy places the organism in Eukaryota, Metazoa, Chordata, Mammalia, Rodentia, Heteromyidae. Bases 63 to 11492 code for a protein of 3809 amino acids. The transcript has 13 exons. The record is from RefSeq and is a predicted model, not a curated record.
AGAGGGAGAACACCAGGCGCAGCGCGGCGUGGGCGCUCCGACUCCGGCCCGGGACAGGCGCGAUGGCGAGCAGCGACCGCAGCCGCACCACCCAGAGCUUCCUCGGCUCCGACGGGGACGAGGAGGCGGCGGCCCGGGAGCUGGACAGCGAGGAGGAGUCGGAGGGCGAGGAGGAGGACACGGCGGCCGAGUCGGAGGAGGAGGAGCCCGACGCCAGGUUAUCAGACCAGGAAGAAGAGGGCAAGACCACGCAAGAGUGUAUCAUCUCCGACCCCUCCUUUUCCAUGGUGACAGUUCAACAGGCAGACAGUGGAAUCACCUGGGAGACCAACUCAAGUAGGUCUUCCACUCCUUGGGCCUCGGAAGAAAGUCAGACCUCCGGUGUGUGUAGUCUGGAAGGGUCAACUUUGAAUUCUCCUCCAGGAAAUGUUUCCUUCAUUGUAGAUGAAGUUAAGAAGGCUCGGAAGAGAACUCAUAAGUCAAAGCAUGGUUCACCAUCAUUGCGUCGGAAAGGCAGUAAAAAACGAAAUUCUUUGGAAUCCCAAAGUCUUCCAGAACACAAAAAAGAUAAUCCUUUAAUUUCGGAAAGCCAAGCACUAACCACAGAGAAGGAGAAGGCUUCUGCUGGCAUUUAUGAUAAAACAAGGAAAAAGAAAACCACCUCAAAUACUCCUCCUAUUACUGGAGCAAUAUACAAAGAACACAAGCCAUUGGUAAUAAGGCCUGUCUACAUUGGCACAGUGCAAUAUAAAAUCAAGAUGUUUAACUCAGUAAAAGAAGAACUAAUUCCGCUACAGUUUUAUGGAACUUUGCCAAAGGGUUAUGUAAUUAAAGAGAUACAUUACAGAAAAGGAAAAGAUGCAUCCAUUAGUCUAGAGCCAGAUUUGGACAAUCGCGAUUUUAAUGUAGUUUCAAAAAGAGGCAAAUCAGUAGCCCAAAGCAUAGAAGAUGACAAAGGGAAAGAGCUUGCUCCCCCGUGGAGAGGGGCUCUCUCCAAGGGAUCGAAGUCCUUCACCUCAUUAUUCAGUCAUGAGGAGCAGAAGACACCUUAUGCUGAUUCACCACUAAACGCCACACCAAGUGCCAAGUACACAGAUUCCUCUUAUGCAAGGAAUGACACCACAAAGCAAGGACAAAUCAGACCUCCACACUCAGUGCCACAAGAGAAUGAGGAUGAGGGGGACACUCCUGAAACAGAGCCCUCCUCCCAUCCACCUGCCACUGUCUUUCUGGAAACAGCAAAGGAAGAACUGGAGCCAGAUGCACAAGAUUUUGAAUCAUCAGAGAUUGACUCUCCUAGCUCUCCAGCUCUCACUGAUGAAGGAAAGAAGGGAGAUACACUUUCUGCUGACCAUUCUGGGGCACUGGAAGUAGAGGAGGAUGCUCUGGGAACAUCAGGCUUGGGAACAUCCACCCAGGAAGUGUUUGCACCAGGUGAAGAGGAACUGGAGCUGGCCUCCCUAGACAGAGCAGGACCAGUCUCUGAACACCUGCCUCCUCCUCAUCCCAGUGCCCAAGGAGAGAAGGAAGAACACGUACCUGAGCCAUUCAUCUCUCUAACAUUGCAAGAGCCGGGGAAAGAAGAAGUAGAAAAGGCUCUACCAGCAGCUGCUACUACUGAACUUGAAGACUCUGAUUUAGCAGAAGAGAUCAUAGAACUUGAUUACCCAGAAAGUCCAUUAGUUUCGGAGGAGCCAUUCCCAUCACGUUUGUCCCCGGAAGUGGAGCACAAAAAAGAGAAGCCCCCUCUACCUUUAGAGACAACAUCCCUACCUGAACAUGUCAUUUUGUCUGAGGAAGAAAGAGAGGAAAAUGAAUCUGUUUCCACAGAUUCUGCUUUUGCCUCAGAAUAUUCAGUCCCACAAGACUUGAACCGUGAACAAGAGAAGCAAGAAGUUGAGGCAGUUUCUCCAUCCACUGCGAAAGCAGUUUUCUUGGAAGAAGGGCAUGAGGAAUUGGAGCCUUAUUCUCCAGCUUUGGCCUCUGUGUCUGAGCGCUCUCUGUCACCAUCGACCACUGAGAAGACCUCUGAAUGCCAGUCCCCGUUGUUUUCAGCAGUUACACCAGAGAUCCUCUCAGGAGAUGAGGCCUCAGAAAGUGGCCCUUACACACCAGACUCCACAUCUGCUUCUGAAUAUUCACUUCUAUCCCAUGCAACACAAGACUCACUGGAGAAAACAAUGGGUCAUAAGUCCCCAUUAAAACCCCAACGUGCUUCUGAGCCCAUCGUUCAAUCAGAAGAGAAGGAAGACACUUCUCCAUCUUCUCCCACUGUGACUUCUCCUUCUGAGUGCUCUCUCCCCCCACCCACCACUGAGACAACUUCUGCAAGCCCGUCACCACUGCCUGCGGCUAUGGAAGAUCCCACAGUCCUAUCAGAUGAACAGGACCUAAGGAGUGAGCUUUUCACACCAGAUUCAAAACUGACUUCCAAAUCUACACUUCCACCAAAAGCAACUCAGGAAUCCCAAAGGAAGAUGAUGGAUGAUGUGCCACAACGCAAACAAAAAGGCAUUUCUGAGCACAGGGCUUUGUCUAAAGAAGAAAAGAAAAUCACUGGGCUAUAUUCCCCAGCUAUAGCUUCUGCCCCUGAAGGUACCUUCUCACCACACACUGAGAUGACUUCUGAAUACCAGGCCUCACCACCUCCAGCCAUUCUAUCUGAAGAUGUAGCCUUAUCAGGAGAGACAAUAGAAACAGAAUGGUUUUCACCUUCUUCCACGUCCACUACUGAUUUAUUAGCACCACCAUAUACAACACCAGAGCCCCAGGAGGAAGAAAUUAUCCAGACAUCCCCUCUACAUCUAAAAAGUGCCUCCUCACCUACGAAUCUAUCAGAGCAACAACAAGAAGACAUUGGCCCUUUUUCUCCAGAUUCUGCAUUUGCAUCAGAAUUCUCAUUUUCACCCUAUGCAACUCAGGAAACAGAGAAAAGGGAACUCGAGUGUGAUUCACCAGUGUGUUUAACAUCACCAUCUGAACAAACUAUUUUGUCAGAUGAAGACACUGAAGAAACAGAACUGUUUUCUCCAGACUCAGCAUCACAAGUUUCAAUCCCACCCUAUAGAACUCCAUUCAUGGAGAAAAAUGAAAUUGAGCCAGAUCCACUAUUAACUGCAAGAUCUGCUUCAGGAUACUCCUACUUUUCAGAAACAGAGGAGGGAGAGAUGGGAUCAACAGCGGCUACACCAGUGCAUGAGCAAAUACCUGAACCUUUCUCUGUCAUGUCUGAGUCUGAAGACUCAAGCCUGCCACUUGUAGUAAACAAAGCUGACCAAGCAGAAGUUAAGUCAGAUGCUCAAAAAAUCUCCACAUCUGUAUCUGAAUUUCUCAUUUUGGCACAUCAGCAGAAAACUCAAUCAUCUGAACCUGGAGACAUGGUUCUACCAUCUUUGACCAGUGGAUCAGAGAAGGGAGAAUUUGCGGUCAGUUCAUCGGCAGCCAUAACGUCUCCCUUAUCACCUGCACAAUCAUCCACGGCAAAAGGAGAAACGAAACUUGUUUCACCUGCAUCUCAGUUUUCACCUGACUCAGUCCAUGAAAAGAAAGAACAGGAGCCCAAAGCACCACACAUUCUAAAAGCUGCAGAGGAGCAGAUGGCUUUGACAAAAGUCACAGAAGAAACGGUCCCCAAUUCUACAGCACGUGGAUUGCAGAAUCAAAAACUGGAGCCUCAGCCUCCAAAUAUUCCAGGGUCUGGGAUGAAAUACUCAGUUUUGUCUGACUUGGUAGAUGAGUCAAAGAAGGAUGUCAAAUCCAGUUUAACUCCAACUGUGACUUCUGAACUAGAACAGAGAAGAUUGUCAAGGAAUGAGCCUGAAGAGGCAAAACCAGCUUCAUCUCCAAAGGAAACAGCUAUUUCUGGACCUGAGAUUUUCUCCGGAGUGAAAACAGAAGUGAAACAGGAUUCCAAAAUAUCCAGAGAGCUUCACUCAGCCUCAGCAGGAACAGGAAAGAAAUUUGAACAUGGUCCACCUGCACCAACCACUUUGGCUUUGCCAGAAGAAAGAAAGAUAAGAGCAGAACCCAGCCUCUCAACAACCACAGUACCUGAGACUAAGCUUGACUCCAUCUUAACCAAGAUAGCAAGAGAAGAUAUCCCAGCAGAUCCAUCUCUUGACACCACUGUAGAACAUGUAGGUUUAGCAAAAGUAGGAGCAGAUGAAUCAGGCAGAGGCUUGCCGUCAACCAUAACAUUGAUGGAUGAGCUUUCUGUUCUAAAAGAAGAAAAAGUAACUAAAAGUGCUUCUCUCAUUGGAACUUCUUUAUCCAAAGAUUCAGCUUGGUCAGAAUCAGAGAAAGAAAUUACAUUAGAUUCAUCUCCAAGUAGAUCUUCUGUAACAGAGCCUGCUAGUUUGUCGAAAGUAGAAAUGGAAGAAAUUAAACCAGAGAUGCCAGUAUCUAAAGUGUCACCCUCCCAGCGUUCAGAUGCAUCUGAGGAAUCAAGAGCAGAAUCAAGAGCAGAAGACAAACAAGGUCCUUCAUUUUCUGCAGGCCUCAGCUCUGAACAUUCGGUUUCAUCACAGAAGAACUUGCUGCCUGCCUCAGAGACAUCAAGGCCAGAACCUUCUCUUUUACUCGACCUAGGUGGUAAGAUAAAGAAAGAAGAAACUAAACUUCCUGCUGCACCAAAGGUGUCACCUGCACCUCAAUCUGUAAUGCCAAAAAGCAAAAAUGAGGAGACAACAAUUUCUCCUCCCAAGGUUGAACAUUUAGUGUCCAAAGAUUUAGCCCCAACUGUGCUGACUCUCGGGGAAGGUGAGAACGAACAAGCAGAGGAAGAAUCUUCUCCAGUGCAAGAGGAUUUCCUGUCAGGAAAACAAGGACUUGCUGUGGCCGAGCUUUCUAGAGAGCCUAAGAAAGACAAGCUGUCCCACCUAGCAGAACUGCCAACUGCUAAGUCAGAAUUGCCUGGUGGCUUAAGUAGGCAAAGUGAGUCCUUAGGUAUAGAUGUAGUAAAAUCUCUUGUCACAGAAACUGGGGACUCUGUUUUAGAAAAGAGCCGCGCUGAGCUUAGUUACAGAGGAGAAGGAAGUGAAGGAAACAGGAAACUUCAUGAGUCUGCUCCAAAACCAUCCACGAUUGUUUCCUCUGACCUCCUUGUGGAACAAAAGAAGCCUGAAAGAGCGCUUCCGUCGCAUCAAGCUGUUCAGUUGCCUGAUGUGAGCAGUUCUCAUGCAGAUCAGCCCGAUGUGGGUGCCAAACAAUUUUUAUUUAUGAAAGACAAUUUGCCUGUGGAACAAUCGAAAUCAUUUAUUUCAGCUGAGCCUGCAGAUGUGAAAGAAGCCGCAAUGAAAGAGUCUCUUCGUUUUCCAAAGGAUGAUAACAGGAUGCUGGAAAAGCCAGAUCACUUGGCUGGUCAGCAUGGAGGGAGAAGAGAGUCUGAGCAGCUGGCUUCCCCUGGCAGCGAUGCUCCGAUGACAGAGCAGCUCAAGGCCGCUGCAUCCGACGAACAUCAGACACGUGGAAUCAGAGAGCAGGCUCUGCCACAUUCUGCCGAAUUACAAGAACCAGUGUCUGCUCUCAAGACCUCCAAUCAUGAUGGUUUUGUUUCAUCAACUAAAACUUCCUUUUCUGAAGAAGUGAAGUUGGCUCAAGGACCAAGUAGAGAGAGAAACAUAGCAGAGGAGAAACAGAUUCAUUCUACCAUGGGGAAGGAAAGUUUGAUGUUGGAGAAAGUAAACGAUGACUUUUCCAAACCUUCUAAAGCAGAGAACCAGAAAGAAAUCAAACUACCUCCUGAACAAACAUGCCAGAAAGUAGUGCUUGGCCCAUCAGUGGAAGAAGUAGAGCCAGGCACUGUCCCCUCUCCAGUGAAAGCAGCCCAUUCCCUGGCAGAAGUUGUGGAACCUACAUUGGGCAAUGAAAAUGAAGCCCGCAGCAGCACAUCUCUACCUGGAGAGAAGUCAUUUGCAGAAUCAAAAAUGGUUCAGUCAAAGCUUGUAGAUAACACAAAUGAGGGAAGGAAUCUGGCUCCUGAAAUACCCACACGAAGAAAACCCACCCCCUCCCUCCAAGCAAAUGAAGAACCUCAACCCCCAGAGACACAAAAGCUUCCUGAAAAGCCUCAGGUGGUCGAGCAAAGUCUUCCUGAGGGAAAGGGAAAGAAAGGAAUGUCAUCUUUCAAAUCAUGGAUGUCCAGUUUAUUUUUUGGAUCAAGCACUUCAGAAGACAAAGUUGCUGAAAAAGACUUAGAAACUCAGCCAAGUCCCUCAGUAGAAAAAGCAGUGACUGUGGUAGAGCCUGAAGGUGCAAUUGCUCUUGAUGCUGGAGCAAGUGGGAAAACAGCUGAUCUUUCAGCACCAGGGGUAAAACUUAAAAUGGCUGAAGAAUGCACAGGUACUUCCGUUAAAUCUGCGGAAGGUCAAGACCUUAAAGAGAACUCCACGUCUUUAUCAAAUGGGGAAGCUUUAAAACAACCCAAAUCAAACUUUGAGGUAUCUAGAAAAGAUUAUGAGAAGAAAGAAAUCUCAGACUAUUCAGGGGAAAUGGGCACGAAGUUAGUUACGUCUGUUGUUGAGGAGAAUCAUGGAAUUCAACCUUAUUCCCUUACGGGUGAGAAACCAGUUAUGGAAGAAGCCAAAAAUGUGAUUCCAUUUCCUGUUACUGAGAGUAAAAUCCACCAGAAGCCAGCAAGCAUUCCUUCAUCUUCAUGGAAUAUUGGUAUUCUUAAGGAAGAGCCAAGUGGUGAUCAAAAAGAAAAGUCACGUGUUUCCUUUGAUGUAGUAGGUAAGAUGCCACAAGAGCCCAAAGAAGCGUCAUCUAACUUUGUAAGUAAAAAUACAAUGAUGGAAUCAGAGAAGCCACAGCAAAUAAUUUUGUCAGUACAAGAAUCAAAAGAUAGCUUAGUUGAUCUUGGCAAAGACACAUUAAAGAAGGAAAUGUCCAAACCUACUUGGAAACAUUCUGAAGAGAGGAAAGAUAGUUUGGAGAUUAUACCUUAUGCUUUGACAGAAAAGAAGGAGGUGGUAGAAAAACAAGAAGUGAUGGUUUCCUUUGAGCAUAGAGAAAAUAAAGGAAUAAGGGAAUCCCAAAUGGUAGCUGACUUUAGACCUACUAAACUAGAGGAAUCAAGAGCUGCUGCAAGGCUGGAGCACAGCUAUUUAAAAGAAGACAAGGGAAGGUCUGACAAUAUUGCUGGUUCUGAGGAGAAGAGAGAAGAAAAAGACAGGCAGGCACAGGUAUUUUCAGAAGGAAAGCAGCAGGAAAGUGAGCCUUAUUCUUUGACUAUAGCCCGGUCUAUGCCGGAAGAACCACCUGUCUCUUUAGGUCAUUCGUUGGAUGAACCUAAACCACUUUCAUCCAUUAAAACACCAGCAAUUACUGAAAAACCAGAAAGCGUGCUCUCAGAGGCUCCCUUAGAAAUCAGGGAACGAAAGACAGUUGAAACUCAACCACAUCUAUUAGAAGAAAGUAAAGUUUUGGUGGAGAAAACCAAGGUUUUCCGCCCUGUGGUUCCUCAUCAUGAUGAAAUAAAUAAUCACUCAUUACCUCAGGAAGGAAAUCUGGUAUUAGAAAAGUCAAGCACGGGAAAAGUCAUGUCAAGUCUCAAAGAGGAAAAGUUUACCAUUUCAGAGCUAUCCAAUGAUGGUUCAGUAGCUAUCACAAAUGAAAGUAUGGAGCGAGGACUGCCAUCUCCUGACUCUGAAAUGACAUUAGAUCUUCCUUCUGAUGAAACAAAGAAAUUAGAAACACCACCCUAUUUGCUGUCACUGGGGAAGCCACAACCUCUUGUUUCAGGAACUUCUCCAGAAAUUAGUACAGUGAAGAAACAGGAAGUUCCACGGUCAGAAUUAACUCCAGAUAGACCUACUGUCCAUACUAUGCAAACAUUUAAAGACCACCCAUCUGAGAUACCUAAACAAUCCAUUCUUGUUUCAAAGCGCCAUUUUGAGAUGGAAGGAGAUGCCCACAUAAACAAACCACACUCUUCAGCAACAAGCAAUUACGCUCAAUUUAUAAUGAAUGCAUCAGCAAUCACUGGAGAUGAAAUAACUUCCACUAAGGAAAUGUCCAAGGAGCCUGAAGGCACAUAUGCAAAAGAUGAAGAAUUUACAGCAACUAGUACGCCAGCUGGACUUUCAGAAGAUCAGAAGAGUGCCUUCAGUAUCAUUUCUGAAGGCUGUGAGAUAUUGAAUAUUCAUGCUCCUGCCUUUAUUCCUUCAAUGGAUCAGGAAGAAAGUGAACAGGUGCGAGAUAAAUUAGAAUAUUUGCAGGAGAAAUCCUCAUUUAAAACAAUAUCCCUUCAUGAGGAGAAGGAGAGAGUUGCUUCCCAUGAAACACUAAAGAGCAACAUAGAUGAUUCUGAUAGAAAAGUAAAACCAGUGAAGGAAAGUGAACAAAAGGAAACUCAUAAAACAAAAGAGGAGAGAGCCACUAAUCCAGAGGCAGGCGAUUUGAUUUUUACUCAGCAGACAAUUCCCAGUGGAGAAGAUUAUUUUGAAAAAUAUACUUUGAUCGAUUAUAACAUCUCCCCAGACCCAGAAAAACAGAAAGCUCCAUGGAAAUUAACUUCUGAAGAGGAACUCCCAAAGAGAGCCGAAGAAGAAACUUCCCGGGAAAGUUCACAGCCAAGCGCCCUAGAACACGACUAUGACUUGGUGAAAUUAGAUGAAAGCUUUUAUGGAUCAGAAAAGGACCACGAAAACUUAUCUCCUCCAGAGACACAAAAGCCUUUAGGUAUCCAAGAAUCAGCAGGUGGAACUGCUUCAAGGGACAUCAACAGAGAUGGGGACUCUAGGUCACCUGGAAUGCCUUUGUUUGGUGCAGAAGAAGGAGUUUUGUCAAGAGCUCAGACACUUCCUACCACUGUCAAAACUGUGAAUCCGGAGCUUCUGGGCGAGCCACUUGCAUUUUUAUAUAAGGAUUUGUAUGAUGAGGCCGUCGGGCAGAAGAGGAGAGAAGGUGAGACAGCUCCUGAAGGUGACAGCGCGGAUUCUGAGGCAUCACUCCCAAGCAGACAUUCUGACAUUGACGACAGCGCCGGAAUGUAUUUUGAGAAAUACACACUCAAGGAUGACAUUCUUCUUGACACGUCUGUAACUCCAAAGGGCCGAGGCCAAGGUCUAGAAGAAAAACCAGUUAUUAAAGAUGAGUCAUACCAACUGAUAGCGGCAGAAGGAGAAAUUUGGGGGAAGCCUAGAACCAGUUGGGAGAAAAGUCUGGAGGAAGAACCUAAGGCUAUUUAUAGAGAAAAACAAUCAGUAGCCCACGUAAAGACUUUUGGUGAUGCGGCAAUGCAGAAGAAAGCAGCCAUAACUGAGGAAGUCAGAGUGGUUACUCAAAAAAUGAGUUAUGCAGUUCCAUUUGAAGACACCCGUCAAGUUCUAGAGAGUGCAGAAGAACCAAGCAGUCAGGACAGUGAGGUAGGAAAUGCAAGUCCAGAGGUCAAUUUGAAUGUCCCAAUACAAGUGUCUUUCCCAGAGGAAGAAUUUGCAUCUGGUGCUACCUAUGUACAAGAAACACCACAAGAAGGAUCUAGAAUAUCAAUCCCAGCUGAGCCAAGUGUAGAGAGACUCCGCAAUAGCCCUGUACAGGAUGAAUAUGAAUUUGUUGAGUCUAUGAAUUAUGAAGUGGCCAGUCAAAACAUUUUAUCGGAAGAACUACAUGCAGAACCCCCAUCUGAAAAUGUGUUAUCUCAAGAAAAAGGAUCCUUUGAACACCUCAAGAAACAUGAGUUUGCAAGUGUGGCAGAACAAAGUAUGUCUGCUGAACAGAAAGAGUUGGGUAAAGAGAGGACAGAAGAAGAACAAUUAGAAUCGACAUUAGUGGCUAAAAAGGCACAAAAGGAAGCAAAAAGGUCCCAGGUUGAGGCAUAUUGCUAUACCUGCAAAAGCCUAAUUUCUGCAGUGGACAAGGCAUUUGAUACCCACAAGGACCAUGAAGUUUCAACACUUGACACAGCGAUAAAUGCUGUUAAGGUUCAAUUAGCAGAAUUUCUUGAAAAUUUACAAGAAAAGUCCUUGAAGAUUGAAGCCUUUGUUAGCGAGAUAGAAUCCUUUUUUAAUACCAUUGAGGAAAACUGUAGCAAAAAGGAGAAAAGACUGGAAGAACAGAAUGAGGAAAUGAUGAAGAAAGUUUUGGCACAGUACGAUGAGAAAGCCCAGAGCUUUGAGGAAGUGAAGAAGAAGAAGAUGGAGUUCCUGCAUGACCAGAUGGUCCACUUUCUGCAGAGCAUGGACACUGCCAAGGAUACUCUGGAGACCAUUGUGAGAGACGCAGAGGAGCUGGACGAGACUGUCUUCCUGACUUCAUUUGAGGAAAUCAAUGAAAGGCUGCUUUCUGCGAUGGACAGAACAGCUUCUUUGGAGAAUAUGCCUGCUGCCUUCUCCCUUUUUGAACAUUAUGAUGACAGCUCAGCGAGAAGUGACCAGAUGUUGAAACAAGUAGCUGUUCCCCAGCCUCCAAGACUAGAACCUCAGGAAUCGAAUUCUGCCACCAGCACCACAAUUGCUGUUUAUUGGAGCAUGAACAAGGAAGAUGUCGUUGACGCAUUCCAGGUUUACUGCAUGGAGGAGCCACAAGAUGACCAAGAAUUAAAUGAGUUGGUAGAAGAAUACAGAUUGACAGUGAAAGAAAGCUACUGUGUUUUUGAAGAUUUGGAACCCGACCGAUGCUAUCAAGUAUGGGUAAUGGCUGUGAACUUCACUGGAUGUAGCCUGCCUAGUGAACGGGCAAUUUUUAGAACAGCACCUUCCACCCCUGUAAUUCAUGCUGAGGACUGCACUGUGUGCUGGAACACAGCCACCAUCCGGUGGCGGCCUGCCAACCCAGAUGCCACAGAGACCUACACUCUAGAGUACUGUAGACAGCCCUCUUCUGAGGGCCAGGGUCUCAGAUCUUUCUCUGGAAUUAAAGGACUACAGCUGAAAGUUAACCUCCAACCUAAUGACAAUUACUUUUUCUAUGUGAGAGCCAUCAAUGCGUUUGGGACAAGUGAACAGAGCGAAGCUGCCCUCAUAUCCACUAGAGGAACCAGAUUUCUUCUGUUGAGAGAAACAGCUCAUCCCGCUCUACAGAUUUCCUCUAAUGGGACAGUGAUCAGCUUCACUGAGAGGAGACGGCUGACAGAAAUCCCCUCAGUGCUGGGUGAGGAGCUGCCAGCGUGUGGCCAGCAUUACUGGGAAACUACAGUCACAGACUGCUCAGCGUAUCGCCUGGGCAUCUGCUCCAGCUCAGCCGCGCAGGCCGGGGCCCUGGGACAAGGGGAGACCUCAUGGUACAUGCACUGCUCUGAACCACAGAGAUAUACGUUUUUCUACAGUGGCAUUGUGAGUGAUGUCCACGUGACUGAGCAGGCAGCGAGACUGGGCAUUCUCCUGGACUACAACAACCAGAGACUUCUAUUUAUAAAUGCCGAGAGUGGGCAGAUGCUCUUCAUUGUGAGGCACAGGUUUAAUGAGGGCGUUCACCCUGCCUUUGCUCUGGAGAAACCUGGAAAAUGCACUUUGCACCUGGGAAGAGAGCCCCCCGAUUCUGUACGGCAUAAAUGAUCCUUGCCUUUCAGAGUCUGUAAGAGCAAGAAUUGGACUUUUUGUGUGUGUGCGUGUAUGUGUGAUCUGAUGUUCUUACUCUUAGGUGCUACAUAUUAUUCAAAAAGUUUCUCACACAUUCACAUUAAUAAAAGCUAACAGCACAGCGAUCAGCAUAUAAGCAACACCUAUAAGGACACCUUGACUGGGUAGACAGUGUGUAGGUAAAAGGCUGAAAAUUAACCUCUACCCUUUGGUUCACAUGUAUUUAAAUUCUUUCCUAAGUUAAAAGGACUUAUACCAAAAUAGAGAAAUGGACGUAUCCCUGUCUUACUGAAGAAAUCCCCUGAUGGGCAUGUCCAAGCGAAGAGAAUAUUGUGCUAGUGAUAAUUUCUCCUCUGACAAAGAGACAGGGACAUUUUCCACACGAAAAUGUCACCUCACUUCACUAAAGGAUAAUGAAUCCUAAUCAUUAGAGAAAGCAUUUUAGGUGAUCUAAAUUUAUAAUGAACUCUUUUGUAAUAUUGUAUUCUGUAGAAUGUAAGUCUCAUUUUCUUGUAAUUUUAAAUGUAGGAAAGUAUGAGAUAUUAGAACUUGCCAUUUUGUUAAAUAAAUGGUUAGUCUUAUAAAACAAAA